UCUGCAGCCGCGUCCAGUCGUCCGCCGCGCGCGCACCUAUCUACAUAGCUGUCGCUCCACACUCGCUUCGGAUCCGUCUCGUUGCGCACGCGUAUUACCCUCCCCCGAAGUACUCGGCACGUGUACUUACUCUAUCUCUUUCACGGGCAGCCCUCGUCCCGGACUUCCACGAACCUCGAUAAUGGGCCGAUAAAGACUAAUUACUGUGUGUAGUUUGCCAUUUAGGAAUCGAGUGACGAGUGACGGUUCGCGAGUGCAGUGUCAGGGCUGUGAUGGCUGAGAAUCACGCACUUAUACCUGAAGCUACCUCGAUGUAUACUCAGACGAACAUGAAGGAGUCUCACGACAUAUCAAAGAACUUGAUGAGUGGUGAUUUUGAGAGACAGUUUAGAGGUGCAAUGGUUGAGAAGACAGACAGGCGGUGGCAGACGUGGUUGAUCACGCUGACCGUGGUAUUUGGGGCACUAGUCGCAUGGCUACUGGUGCUGACGAUAGUUCGUGAGGUGCAGGUUCGACAGUUGCGUCAUGAAGUAGACGAGCUGUCUGUCAACUUGAUUGCCAUGUCCGCUAAUGUCAAGAGUCUCAGCCAGAAGAUCGAGAAGAAUAAACUGUUCAACGAGUUCAAGGAUUUGCAGGACACGAUCUAUGCAGAUGACGACAUCAGCAGCAUAGUGGAUGACAAGGAUGACACAAAGGACCGAGCGUAUGACUCUCUGGAGAAGCUACACGGUCUGACAGUGCUGGAGGAUGACAAUCUGGGAGAUGACGAGGACCUAAUGGACACGGGAGACGAUGCUGAGAGUGGAGAUUGGUACCCUGAUUAUGAUAAGAGGGCACAGCAUGUGGGCACAACGAAUAUGGUGCACCUUCGGCCCGAAGACUUUGUGGACAGCGACGUGGCCUUCGGAGACAAGUCUGUGAUGACUAAUAUCGGGGAGAUCAAGAGAAGACUGAACGAGAACCCGGAAGACCCUGACUUGCCAGAGCUCCAGCCAGUCCAAGCAGCAGUGAAGCCGACUAAACCAACAGAAGAGGAAGGAGCCAGACACAAGCGCAGCGUCUUCCCUGACUCCCGAGCUGUUGAUGAGUUCGCGGCACCCAGGGUCACGGCCAAGACUGAUGACAGACGCAAAACGAAGAAGUUCUCACCGACCUUGGACUACCCUCAGACCCCGAAGAUGGUGAUGCACACAGUCACGAGAACUGCUAGAAAUAGCGAGUUUGAGGACAUGAGGAGGCCCUUCAUAGCGGCUCAUUUCCAUGGCAACACAUCACAUUUGAGUCCUGAAAUACACGAACAUUACAAAGGUAACGGUCUAGUUCGCGUGUCGCAUGGCGCUGCUCACGAUGUGUGGUAUCCUGCACCCUGGACGGUGGCGUCACCACAUCCCCGGCCUACACUCACUCGCAGCGGACAUGUGCAUGUACACCACACUGGUGUCUAUUUAGUCUAUGUACAGAUUUACUAUCUGGACAGUCACGACGUAAUCUCCUGGGUGCUUCACCGCACGAAUGCCGACAUUGAGGGUCGGGAAACGCUACUCCAGUGUGCUCAGUCAUCUCACUCGACGGAACAAAUCGACAAACCGAACUCUUGCUUCUCAGCAGCUGCCUUAUUUCUGAAGGCUGGUGACAGGCUAGCAGUCAGGAAUACAGGAGGAGACAGGCACUCCUUGAUGCAACCAGAGAAGAGCUUCAUUGGAUUGGUGAAGCUAGCGGAUGCUGAGGAUCCUACCCAAGAGCUGUAGACUCUCUACCUCCAAGUUCCACCAGUUUUUAGUAACUUUGUCUUCAUUAGAAACUUCGAAUUGAGUCAAUAACACCUAAAAUGAGGAUUAAUCGAAUGGAAAACGCGAAAUGUCUUUCCUCUAAUUACCAGACUUAGUUCGUUACAAAGUUACUCCCGAACUUGGAACAUUUUACUCCUAACUUGAUGUUAGUAAUAUAUGUCUGAAUAUAUUUGUAAAAAAACUUUACAAAUGUAUUGGAAAGUGAUAAUAUUGUUAUGUUAGUCAAGAAAGUGCCAUUGUUAUGGGUUACGAAGCAGUAAUUAAGUGUAGGAACAAAUGAAUUAGUGUAAAGAUUUAGUAUUGGCAUUAUAUUCAAACAGAUUGUCUAUAAUUUACGAUGAUGUAAAUUUUUGUACUAGCAACACAUCGACAGUCUUGCCUUAUUAAAAAAACAAUGCAAACUCUUUGGUACAUUUUUAUUGUAAUGUUUUAAAUUAAAUAUUUUUGUGUUUUUAAUGGUGUUGAAUUAUAUGUUUACGUGUAUUUAGUUAUAGGUAUAUCGAGGAAUCGAAAGAUCUGUUAUACCAUUGAUAUUAUAAGUACCUACCUACUAACGUUAAAAAUUAAAAUAAUUUAUUGUACGUACAUACAUAGGUAUUCUUAUUUAAUACUUAUAGACGUUUAAAUGCAAUCGCAUUUUUGAUAUUCAUUCAUGUUUUGUAAGUGAACAAAAUAAAUCUGUA
Spodoptera litura is the source of this 2473-nucleotide messenger RNA. RefSeq names its product TNF superfamily member 12 eiger (gene egr). Gene Ontology annotation, molecular function: receptor ligand activity; tumor necrosis factor receptor binding. Gene Ontology annotation, biological process: immune response. Lineage: Eukaryota; Metazoa; Arthropoda; Insecta; Lepidoptera; Noctuidae. Gene Ontology annotation, cellular component: membrane. The record is from RefSeq and is a predicted model, not a curated record.